AUGUCCUCGACCGAGAAGCGGGAAACCAAGAAUGAGGCCCAGUCCUCUUCUCCAGAGGGUAAGAUCCCCAUCCCCGAACUUGAAAAUGCUAGGAGCGAAUACCUCGAGAAAGCAGAAGAGGACUGCUCCUUCAUUUCCAACAACAUAUCAUCGCUUCAUCGUGAAUAUCUCCUGGGACGUCAUGGCACGCUGGACUUAGAUCCUUUACCCAGCCCAUCGAGCGCUGACCCAUAUAACUGGCCUACUUGGAAGAAACUGACAAACCUGAUUCUGGUGGCUUUUCAUGCCUGUAUGGCAACUUUCACGGCCUCAAUUAUCCCAGCAUAUGAAGAUAUCUCGGUCGAUCUUGGAGUUUCUCUGCAAAGAGCCAGCUAUCUCACUUCACUCCAGAUUGCUGUUCUUGGCGGUGCACCCUUGUUCUGGAAGCCGCUUUCCAAUCGAUAUGGUCGUCGUCCAAUAUUCCUUCUAUCCACAAUCCUGAGCCUAGUUUGCAAUGUCGGCUGCGCUAAAAGCCCGACAUAUGCCUCCAUGGCUGCGUGCAGAGCUUUGACCGCGUUUUUCAUCUCCCCAGCUGCUGCUAUUGGCAGUGCAGUAGUGGCCGAAUGCUUUUUCAAAAAUGAGCGAGGCCGCUAUAUGGGUAUCUGGACUUUAAUGGUGACCCUGGGCGUGCCCGUGGGGCCAUUGGUAUUUGGGUUUGUGACAACCCGUGCCGGUUACCGUUGGAUAUUUUGGGUCCUUGCCAUCACGAAUGGCGUCCAGUUUGUCUUAUAUAUUUUCUUUGGCCCCGAAACACGCUAUCUAGGUGGCAGUAUCGAGAAUCGACCGUCCAGCUUCAAAGCCCAAUACCUCUCAUUUCGUCGAAUCGAUCCAACCCCAUUGACCUUCGGAGAAUUUAUACAUCCUUUGACCAUGGCCGCAAAGCCAAAUAUCAUGAUUCCCGCUGUGGUAUACGCUAUGGUCUUUUUGUUCGGCAGCGUCCUGAUCACCGUGGAAGUGCCUCAGCUGCUACAGGAGAAAUUCGGGCUUAACGCCGAGCAGCUCGGUCUCCAGUUCUUAGGCGUGAUAAUUGGCACUGUUCUUGGCGAGCAGAUCGGCGGUUCUAUGUCCGACUACUGGAUGAAUCGCCGGGCUCGGUGCAUUCAAGAGAAACCAGAUCCUGAAUUCAGACUCUGGCUCAGCUAUCCCGGGAUUAUUCUUACUAUCGUAGGAGUGAUCAUCUUUCUCGUUUGCACGCAGGAAGCCGAGGAGGGUCAUUGGGUUGUGCCGCCAAUCGUAGGGACCGCGGUGGCUGCGUUCGGGAAUCAGCUAGUGACAACCGUCAUGGUGACUUAUGCCGUGGAUUGUUAUCCUCAAGACGCAGGGAGUGUGGGUGUCUUCAUUACGUUUGUCCGACAGAUGUGGGGAUUCAUCGGCCCUUUCUGGUUCCCCGAUAUGUUUGAGAGCGUUGGCGUCGCUGCUAGCUCGGGUGUUGCGGGCGCUCUCAUGUUCGUGUUUGGCUUUUUGCUUACUAUUGUAGUCCAUGGCAUGGGAAAGAGAUGGCGCGGCCAGAUUUAG
Messenger RNA from Aspergillus steynii IBT 23096, 1554 nucleotides. Its product is annotated as putative MFS transporter. Gene Ontology annotation, molecular function: transmembrane transporter activity. Bases 1 to 1554 code for a protein of 517 amino acids. The transcript has 4 exons. The record is from RefSeq and is a predicted model, not a curated record. Gene Ontology annotation, biological process: transmembrane transport. NCBI's taxonomy places the organism in Eukaryota, Fungi, Ascomycota, Eurotiomycetes, Eurotiales, Aspergillaceae.